AUGGUGCGUUUUUGUUUCCAGAAGAAUUUCACGUGCGACGACGGCGUACCGGGCUCUUAUAGGCUGUCCGUUAUAUCAAGGAAUGAAAAACAGAUGGAGGACAGAACAGUGUCGGCGACAAAUACAGAUCAACAGGAGCGUCCCCAAUGGGGCAGCAAGACGGAGUUUCUGAUGUCCUGCGUGGCGUUCUCGGUCGGAUUGGGGAACGUUUGGAGGUUUCCAAGCACGGCGUACGAAAACGGAGGCGGUGCGUUCCUCAUCCCUUACAUUAUCGUGCUCUUUAUCAUCGGCAAGCCUGUUUAUUAUAUGGAGAUGAUCCUUGGACAAUUCAGCAGCAGGUCUUGCGUGGAGGUUUGGUCUGUGUCGCCUGGUUUUAAAGGAAUCGGUUACGGUACAGCUGUGUCGGUUUUUGCGGUGGUCACUUACUAUUGCUCGUUAAUGGCGUUGACGUUGUACUACCUGUUGGCCAGCUUCCAAUCAGUUCUACCGUGGGCAUUUUGCUGGGAGGAAUGGGGCGACGUUUGUUUCGACAGCACGUCGGCCAGCAACGAGACGCUGAACAUCAAUAAAAGUAGUUCCGCUGAUUUGUAUUUCCGGAAAGUAGUUCUGAACGAAGUUGGGAUUCAGGAAGGCCUCGGUGAACCAUCUUGGAAGUUGGUUCUCGCACUUUUAUUCAGCUGGGCCUGCGUUUUCGUAGUGCUUCGGAAUGGCGUGAAAAGCAGCGGCAAAGCUGCGUAUUUUCUUGCUUUGUUCCCGUACGUGAUCAUGAUCACGCUUUUGGUCAGAGCGGUCACGCUGGACGGGGCUAUGAACGGUAUAAUAUUCUUAUUCAUGCCCGCCUGGGAGAAAAUCAUGGAUCCUCGGGUUUGGUACGCCGCUGUCACGCAAUCGUUCUUCUCCCUUGGCGUUUGCUUCGGCGCUGUCACCAUGUACUCGUCUUACAAUCGUUUCGAUCACAAUGUACUGAGAGAUUGCACGCUGGUGACAACCAUGGAUCUAUGCACGAGUCUCAUAGCAGGAACAACGAUCUUCGGUAUACUUGGCAAUCUUGCCCACGAAUCGGGCAAAGGGGAUAUAAGCACCGUGGUACGGGCUGGUACCGGACUUGCUUUCAUUUCCUAUCCGGAAGCGCUCGCGAAAUUCACCGUCGUACCGCAAUUGUUCGCCGUACUUUUCUUCCUGAUGUUGUUCGUAUUGGGUAUCGGGACCACGGUCGCUUUUACCAGUGUGAUCAGCAGCAUCGUCAAGGAUAAAUUCCCUCGAAUACAAUACUGGAAGGUUGCCGCUGGUGUCACGAGCACUGGCUUUUUGAUCGGAAUUGUUUAUUGCACGAGGGGAGGACAAUACAUCUUGAAUCUGGUGGACUAUUUCGGUGGAACCUUUAUCGUCGUGUUUCUCGCCUCCUUCGAACUGAUUGCGAUUUCUUGGGUGUACGGACUCGAUAACUUUUUGGACGACGUGGAAUUUAUGACUGGACAUCGACCGUCCUUUUAUUGGAGACUCUGCUGGGGUUUCGCCACACCUUUAGCGCUUUUCACGAUUUUAGUUUACUUUCUGUCCGAGUUGACGCCCCUUGUGUACAACGACGAAUAUUAUCCGACAUCGGCUUACGCGGCUGGAUGGAUACUCCUGGUAUUAGGAGUGAUCCAGCUACCCGUAUGGAUGAUCAUUAACAAGCUUCAGAACAAGGGCAAAACCGCUUCGGACAUCCUUCAACCGAACUCCGAUUGGGGUCCCAAGGAUCCGAUAAAAUACAAAGAAUGGAGAGAGUUCAAGGACGCAAAGAGAAUAUUACGGAUGAAUUUAAGCAAGAAAAGAUCGAGAAUUGUGAGGACAUUGAUCGGUGAUUAA
Molecule: messenger RNA, 1851 nt
Organism: Dufourea novaeangliae
Lineage: Eukaryota; Metazoa; Arthropoda; Insecta; Hymenoptera; Halictidae
Product: sodium-dependent nutrient amino acid transporter 1-like
Exons: 9
Coding region: 1-1851 (616 amino acids)
Biological process (GO): sodium ion transmembrane transport
Cellular component (GO): membrane
Molecular function (GO): L-amino acid transmembrane transporter activity
Source: RefSeq, a predicted model, not a curated record